AAACCCCAUUGACGCAAACUGCAUUAGCGAAAAAAGAGAAGAGAAGAAGAUGAUGAUGAACAAGGAAGGAUCAGAGAUGCUGACUAAAUUAGGCUCUGCCAUGGCAGGGAUCAUGUUCGUCUGGGCCAUGUUCAAGCAAUACUUCCCCUUCGAACUCCAAAUCCAUUUCGAAAAAUACGUCAAAAGCUGGUCAGCUUCGUCUACCCUUACAUCGAAAUCACCUUCCAUGAAUAUACUGAGUUCGGCUUUCAGCGGAGCAAGGUACCUGAGCUCCAAUUCUGCUGACAGGGCCAAGCGGCUCAAGGCCGAGAUGGUCGACGACUCUAAGAAGCUGGUUCUGAGCAUGGCCGAUUAUGAAGAGAUUACAGAUAAUUUUAAUGGAGUGAAGGUUUGGUGGGCUUGGAGAAAGGCCCUUCCUAACAGUCAAGUGAUCUCGUAUUUCCCCAGUGAAGACGAGAAGAGGUAUUACAAGCUCACUUUUCACAAAAGGCACCGGCAGAUGAUCACGGGGACUUACCUCAGCCAUGUGAUGGAGCAAGGGAAGGCCAUUGCGGUGAAGGACAGGCAGAGGAAGCUCUAUACUAACAACAGUAAAGAAAGAAAUAGAAAAUCCUUUGCCAGGUUAACU
Messenger RNA from Thlaspi arvense, 628 nucleotides. NCBI's taxonomy places the organism in Eukaryota, Viridiplantae, Streptophyta, Magnoliopsida, Brassicales, Brassicaceae. The record is from the annotation of a GenBank genome assembly.